ACUUGCAGGGUAUUCAAGAUGGCUGACUUGGAGGAGUGGUAGAGAUUUUUUACAAAUUUAUCAAAAUAUUUUGCGCGGACGAUGGGUGAAGGGAUUGCAGAUUGCUUACCACUGGCAAUCCGAUCUGUUGGAGAUGCCAUCAAGCUUGACUCAGACAAUAGGAUAAAGGAGGCAUACUGUCAGUAUCUUAGUUGCAUUAUCUAUAUAUCACAAGUUCUAAAAGAUGAUGCGUGGGACAAAGAUCUCCGAUUGGUGUACAACAGUGACACGGCCAAGUUGUUCCGUCUACUUCAGCAAUGUCAGGAGAGAGCUCUGAUGGUAAUAUCAUCCGUGGCAAGUAACACUUCAACGAGUCAAACUCCUGGGAAUCAAAUUCCUCAGCAUCUUCAUCUUCCAAGUGAAGGUGUCCCACAUCGCUAUUCUGACAGUCAUGUUCUAGUUCCUGGUCAGUCAGCUCAGCAUCAACUGGCACCACAAGGUGCAACUAUUCGCAAGCUGUCCUACACAAAUUCUCCCACUGCAAAUUUAGCAAAACCGACAAAUGAUGAAAACCUUUAUCUACCAUCACCCCCUGGGUCUCCAUUGCUGCGUCAUCAUCAUCGAACUGGUAGCUAUGAUCCUUUGGAGAAAGCUUACAAGGAAAACAAACAGUUGAUACAGGCAUACAGGACAAGAAUGCAGAAUGCAAACAAGGGGGGGACAAACAAGGAUAUGAUUUCACGAAAUCUCAGUUUAAUGCGAAGGAUGUCAGAAAACCUUGCCAUUGCAAAGGCCAGGGAGCAAGCUAUAAAGCAAAAAUUGUGGGAGCGACAACGUAGAUUGCAAGAGGAAACAAACAGGCGUCUUGGCCCUGCAGUGUAUUCUACCAAGGAACAGCAAGAACAGCGUAUUAUUUACACAAAGAUAUUGGAGUUUGAACAAGAGACAGUGUGGCCGAAACUGUUAAGGAAUAAGUUAAAACUUUCGCCAGAAGAUCCCAAGUUGAUCAAAGAAAUAAUCACUAAGAUUUUCAGCUCGUCGGAUCAUCCUCUGACCCAGUUUCUGCUCCAGUAUCAGUAUCACGUUUACCGGAAACUGGCACCUCUUGUAAAAGAUGUGGGUUUUCCCGAUGUAAAAAGCGGAAGAGUAGCUGUGAAUGAAGGAACUUGUACAACUGUAAAGAAAUUUCACUCUAACGAGCCUGCAGGGCAAUCGGUACUCAUCGAAGAUGAACAAAACGAAGGGAAAAACCUAAAUACGCUAAUUAAUGCUGAAGGUGAUUUUGAAGGUCACUUUUCAUCAGAGACUAAUCUUGAGGAAAACGUAAAAGGCACGAGGGAAAUUGUGAGAGGCACCGUCAGGGAAGAGGGACACGAGACUGUCGAACAUCACGAUGUACGGCAGGAUAGCAGAGAUGGUGACACCGUAGAAAAAGGGAAGCGGAAUGUCGAUAGCGAAUGUGCGAGCUCUGAAACUGAUUUAACGAAACUUAAAAAUCUUCUUGGAGAUGAUAAUCAGUCGGAAGUCUCUGAAACUGAUACUUCGCAGCCCGAUGCUGUUGUGACAGGGAGUGAUUCAGCGACAUUGGAGAGUUAUUUUGAUGAGCUGGAAGACGAUAUGUUCGGCUGGGAUAGCAACGAGGAUGAAAGUGAUGGCACUGACAUUGAAAACGUAGAUGGAGGGAAAGAAAAGACAACGGGAGAUGAAAAGAAUUGUAGCGAACUUAAAGAAGAUACGAGUCAAUAUAAUUUGGAAGAGGGUACAACCCAAAAUGUCGUGGGAUCUUCUAUUAGCGUCAAUGUGACGGAACACAGUCAGGCCGACCCUUCAGAAGUCUGCGCAGAUACUCAUUCGCGACUCAGACUAGACUCGACAAAUGCAAGUGAUACAUUUGCAGACGGUGAUCUUAGUACACAGUCUGUGGAAAACGUUGAGUUGCCAACAACAAUCAAAAACGAGAAAACCAGCCAAGACCAACCAAAAGACGACGCAAAUCCAUUUGAAGCAGAUGGGUUCAUUUCGGACCAAAAAGUCGAGGCUAAUGAAGAAGAGACAGCAAGAAACAACACCAAGGGGGAAAGUAAACAAUCACACAGUAGUCUGAAGCCACAUGGACAGGUUGGUGAGGAACAGAUAGGUAGUGGGAACAUCCCAGGUGACGGAGCAAAAUCAAUAGAAAGUUUGAACGAAAGAGAACAGUUUGGUGAAGAGCAGAUAGCUUGUAACUCCACCUACAGUGAUGGAUAAACCCUGAGAGCAGUAGAGAAGUCAAAUAAGUAUGAUACAACAAGUGAAAUCCAAUUUGAUCAGGCAAACAGCAGAGAUGAGGGGAAAAUACCAACACCUAAACUGGCUGGGUUUGCUAGAGAACAAAGUGGCAAGGAGGAAGAUGAUCAGACAACUCCAACUACAACUGACUCUGAUGAAAGGAGAAAACAAUUGAAGGACGUUUUGGUGGAUGUGAGAUUUUUUCUCGAAAAGCUUCAGAAAUUAUUAAUCCUUGCUUAUGAACAACUGGAUACACCAGCCGGCCGAGAUCUUUGUUACUCCUUCUUGGAGUUUCCUUUUUUUAAACCUUUGUGGCCCAU
Stylophora pistillata is the source of this 2567-nucleotide messenger RNA. Its product is annotated as VPS9 domain-containing protein 1. Gene Ontology annotation, biological process: vesicle-mediated transport. Gene Ontology annotation, molecular function: small GTPase binding; guanyl-nucleotide exchange factor activity. The record is from RefSeq and is a predicted model, not a curated record. Gene Ontology annotation, cellular component: endocytic vesicle; cytosol. Lineage: Eukaryota; Metazoa; Cnidaria; Anthozoa; Scleractinia; Pocilloporidae.